Caenorhabditis remanei is the source of this 1266-nucleotide messenger RNA. RefSeq lists its product as uncharacterized. The transcript is spliced from 7 exons. Bases 1 to 1266 code for a protein of 421 amino acids. Gene Ontology annotation, molecular function: protein binding. The record is from RefSeq and is a predicted model, not a curated record. NCBI's taxonomy places the organism in Eukaryota, Metazoa, Nematoda, Chromadorea, Rhabditida, Rhabditidae.
AUGACCGACGGAAACAACAAAAUCUCAUCGGAAAAUAUCGAAGAGGAAGGAUCUGCAUCGAAGCGUCAAAGAAUUGAAGAAGAAAAUAGUCAGAAUGCAGAGAACAACGCAAAUGAUCAGCAUCCUUUGACGCUUCGAAUGAUGUAUAAUACAUGUCAAGAAGUGUUGGAAAAGCAGAAAAAUAUCGAAAAUUUUAACACAGAAAUUGUCGAUGAGCUGCGCUUCUUCAAAAACGAGCUUCAAUUGAUUCGUGACGAUUUGAAACCAAAAACAGUGACAGCAGCAGUUCCGAUAAAAGCCGAUAGCAAGAAUACAACUGCUUGGAACCCUGAAAACAAGAGUGCUACCAUGCCGACUACUGGAAAAUGCUUUGUGCUAAGACAUGUCUUCAAGAAUGUCUCGAAUAUGAAGGAAGAUGAAUAUCGGUUGUCAGAAGUGGAAGAGCACUUUGGAGUUAAAUGGAGAAUGAAUGUGCGCCGAACGAAAGAACAUCUUGAGUUUCAUUUGCAAUGUCUGAAAUCGAUGGACACUGUGAAUUGGACAAUCGAAACUCAGCGAAAACAUGUACUAGUUUCGAAUCGUGUGGAAAACAAAGUGAUGGAAAGCAUAAGAAUAUUUGACAAAGAAUCUCCCUCGUGGGGAUGGCCAGAGUUUAUCAAAUGGGAUGUUCUGGAAAAAGACUUCCUUGUCGAUGACAAACUGACUGCUGAAAUUCACGUGAAAAUCGAGAAAACAACAUGUAUUUAUAAAGAUAAUCUGAGAAGUUUCGACGAGACAAUGGAAGAAUUCUCGGAUGUUGUACUUGUUGUCAACGAAGAGAAAUUUUAUGUUCUAAAAUUGUAUUUGGCUGCUCACUCUCCAUAUUUCAAGGCCUUGUUUUUGGGACAGUUUCAAGAAUCGAAGAAAUCGGAAAUCAAAUUGACUGGAAUCGACGCAGAUGAUUUCCAGAACUACCUCGAACUGCUUUAUGGAGAAAGUGCAGUUGAUGAAUUCACAGCAGAAGGAAUGCUCAUGGUGGCUGAUAUGUACGAUACUCCACUGGUAAUCCGCAAAUGCGAGCAGUUUCUACUCAAGGAAUCAAAGAAAACAUUGAAGAAGAAGUUAGGAUUGUCUACUCGAUACAGUUUGGAAACACUCAAGAAGAAAUGCCUCGCUGAAAUCAAAUCGAUUGGCGAUCUUCAAGCUGUUCUGCCAGGGAAUGUGCAAGAUUUGGACAAAUCUAUAAUGGGCGAACUUCUUGAAAAAUCCAUUUCACUUCAUAAUUGA